Phytophthora infestans T30-4 is the source of this 1245-nucleotide messenger RNA. RefSeq lists its product as uncharacterized. The record is from RefSeq and is a predicted model, not a curated record. Bases 1 to 1245 code for a protein of 414 amino acids. The transcript has 6 exons. Lineage: Eukaryota; Oomycota; Peronosporomycetes; Peronosporales; Peronosporaceae.
AUGUUCAACUACCGUGUAUCGACUGGUAUUUCACGCUCGCUCGUGGUGCUGAUUACGAUUCCGUUGCUUCCAUUAUUUUGCGUGGCGAUGAUUGAUGCACUACCGAUGAAUUCUCCAAAUCUCGGCUUGGCGGGUAGUGGGACUGUAUGGGUGCGUGGUGUGUCGGUGGGACUUGCGGAUUCCUUCACCUUAGUUUGGAUGUUUUGCCAUGUUCCCGAAAAGUGGCAAACGGUAACAGUACUGCUCCUGCCGGCGUUUAAGAUCACAGAACGGAAUUUAUUCUGUCGCAUACUCCGUGGCAAAGACGAUCAAAAACCCGAGUUGGUCGUAUUUACCGUCGAAAUCUCGAACGCGUUAUUUAUCUCGACAUCAAUGCAACAAGCUGCGUCCACAAAUACCAGCGCCAUGCUCAUCCUGAUCGACUUUGUGCAACUACUGGUUUCACUCUGUGACAUGAAUCUGAUGCUCAAAAGUAUCAACGAAAUCACUGCCAAAAUGGGAAUUACAUCGAAUGAAAUCAUCUCCAGUGCGUUCACGAUAUCGACGAAAUACUCGGAACUUGCCAACGCGACGUCGUCGAUCGAUGCUGCGGCACAUUCAAAAUCCGAGGUCUUCCGUUUAUCAACACUCGACAAGAUCCAAGCAAAUACUAUUAAUUUAAAGAGAGUGCUGACUAGCAAGAACCAGGUGGCCCCCACACUGGCUGAGCAUAAUAUGGCGGUUGUACCAGACACGUCUAUGGCAGUAGAAUGCAAUAGUGUGGGACCGACUACGAAUGAUAUAGAGCGCAUAGAGCAUAUCAGCCCGCGGGAGAGACAACUGCUGCUUCGAAAAGCUCUUCAAAUUUUAUUUUUGACGGAAUUUUUAUUGCUGAAUGAGCUUAUGGAGGUUCUCACGCCAGUGAUGUACAUAAUCCUCUUCUACGGCCCGAAUCGCGAGUACUAUCCGUUGUUUGAUGGAAUCGACGAAGCUGCGUUCCAGAAAAUUGUCCGCAACAUUGUAGUUUAUGGACUGCUGGAAAUGGGUUCUUGCGUGUUACUUGUGGUUGUAGUCCAUCGAACGACCCACAAGUUUCCUUUGCAGCAUCUUGCAUUCGCUUCAACUAUUCCUCAACUGGUGAUUCUCUCAGCAAAUGGAUACCGGUAUUACCGGUCCGAUACGUCUUAUCUGAAGCGUGUAACUGCUACGCACCUGGUGUUAGCUACUUCGCUCGUGAACUCCGUUUCGCACUUGCUGCGUGGUUAG